GAACCUGUCUCCUCUGCUUCACCAGGCUUCACUUGGUUUCCACACUCCAGCUAGGGAACUCUCUGGCUUCCCUCCUCCCCUGCUCCUGCGAUCUGCAGACUCAAGAGGUAGCUCCUAAACCAGGCUCAGCAUGUCCACUGUCAAGGAGCAGCUAAUUCAGAACCUAACUCAAGAAGAUAAAACCUCCCGGUCUAAGAUCACCGUGGUUGGAGUUGGGAAUGUAGGCAUGGCGUGUGCUAUUAGUAUCUUACUGAAGGGUCUGGCUGAUGAACUCGCUCUUAUUGAUGCUGAUGCAGACAAACUGAAGGGAGAGACCCUGGAUCUUCUGCACGGCAGCCUUUUCUUCAACACUCCAAAAAUCGUCUCUGGGAAAGAUUACAGUGUCUCUGCCAACUCCAAAUUAGUUAUCAUCACAGCUGGCGCCAGGCAGAAGGUGGGAGAGUCGCGCCUUGACCUGGUCCAGCGCAAUGUUGUUAUCAUGAAAUCCAUCGUUCCCGGCAUAGUCCAAAACAGCCCCGACUGUAAAAUCCUGAUUGUCUCAAACCCAGUGGAUAUUUUGACUUACGUGGUAUGGAAGAUAAGUGGCCUCCCUGCAACUCGCAUAAUUGGGAGUGGCUGUAACCUAGACUCUGCCCGUUUCCGUUACCUGAUUGGAGAGAAGUUGGGUGUCCACCCUGUAAGUUGCCAUGGCUACGUUCUUGGUGAGCACGGCGACUCCAGCGUGCCCUUGUGGAGUGGUGUGAACGUUGCUGGCGUACCUCUGAAGUCACUGAACCCAGCAUUAGGAACUGACUCAGACCAGGAACAGUGGAAAAAGAUCCACAAUCAGGUGGUGGAAAGCGGGUAUGAGGUCCUUCGGCUGAAGGGCUAUACGUCCUGGGCUAUCGGGCUCUCUGUGACAGAUCUGACAGGAUCAAUACUGAAGAAUCUUAGGAAGGUGCAUCCAGUUUCCACCCUGGCUAAGGGCUUGUACGGGAUCAAGGAGGAAAUCUUUCUCAGUGUUCCUUGUAUCCUGGGAAGAAAUGGCAUCACAGACAUUGUGAAAGUGAACCUGAACCCCGAGGAGGAGUCCCUGCUCAGGAAGAGUGCAGAAACGCUCUGGAAUGUCCAGAAGGACCUGGAGUUAUAG
This is a messenger RNA of Microtus oregoni (creeping vole), 1129 nucleotides long. RefSeq names its product L-lactate dehydrogenase C chain-like. Gene Ontology annotation, biological process: carboxylic acid metabolic process. Gene Ontology annotation, molecular function: L-lactate dehydrogenase (NAD+) activity. The transcript has 8 exons. Bases 131 to 1129 code for a protein of 332 amino acids. Gene Ontology annotation, cellular component: cytoplasm. NCBI's taxonomy places the organism in Eukaryota, Metazoa, Chordata, Mammalia, Rodentia, Cricetidae. The record is from RefSeq and is a predicted model, not a curated record.